Molecule: messenger RNA, 1041 nt
Organism: Humulus lupulus (European hop)
Lineage: Eukaryota; Viridiplantae; Streptophyta; Magnoliopsida; Rosales; Cannabaceae
Product: probable E3 ubiquitin-protein ligase ARI8
Exons: 8
Coding region: 1-1026 (341 amino acids)
Biological process (GO): protein polyubiquitination; positive regulation of proteasomal ubiquitin-dependent protein catabolic process; ubiquitin-dependent protein catabolic process
Cellular component (GO): ubiquitin ligase complex; cytoplasm
Molecular function (GO): ubiquitin conjugating enzyme binding; ubiquitin protein ligase activity; zinc ion binding
Source: RefSeq, a predicted model, not a curated record
AUGCGAAGCAUCUCUUCCAUCACCUCCACUGACACAGUCAACACAAACUCCUGCAAUCCCUAUGCUCUGCCAAUUGCUUCUAUUCAUGCUGACGUAGUAACAAAAGCAACGGGGGCAACCGGUUCCCCACCUGCUAAUGACGACACCACAAGGCUAUCAAAUGCCAACGCAGUUAAUCCCAACUCAGGGAGUCACGACAUGGAAGAACGAGAAAUCAACCCUUCGCCAACAUCCUCACUUAGAUCACUCAGCAAAAACAUUGGCGUCUGCACCGCAGAAGACGUCAGCUACUCUAAGAAGGUGUUGGGUGAGUCAAAGUUGUUCAUCGUCUCUGGGGAUAGGAUAAUGACCUCCUCUAAGGACGUCUCUACUACUGCAGAGGCGGGGAUAUUGGCUAAUUCUAAACCCUGUCCAAAGUGCAAACGGCCGAUUGAGAAAAACCAAGGGUGUAUGCAUAUUACUUGCACUCCACCUUGUAAAUUUGAGUUUUGUUGGCUCUGCCUUGGUGCUUGGUCGAACCAUGGUGAGAGGACUGGCAGUUUUUAUGCAUGCAAUCGUUACGAAACAGCAAAGCAAGAGGGAGUGUAUGAUGAAGCUGAGAAAAGAAGAGAGAUGGCCAAGAACUCGCUAGAGAGGUAUACUCAUUAUUACGAAAGAUGGGCAACUAACCAAUCGUCUAGGCAAAAAGCACUUGCAGACUUACAGCAAAUGCAGAGCGUGCAUCUUGAGAAGCUGAGUGACAUACAGUGCCAACCUGAGUCACAGCUAAAGUUCAUAACAGAGCCCUGGCUUCAGAUCGUUGAGUGCAGGCGUGUUUUGAAAUGGACAUAUGCUUAUGGAUAUUAUUUACCAGAGCAUGAACAUGCCAAGAGACAGUUCUUUGAGUACUUGCAAGGUGAGGCAGAGUCUGGGUUGGAAAGACUUCAUCAAUGUGCAGAAAAGGAGCUACAUGUUUACCUUAAUGCAGAGGGCCAAUCAAAAGACUUCAAUGAGUUUUGCACAAAACUUGCUGGACUGACCAGGUAGUUGCCAAACCAAAAA